AUGGAAUCAAAACAGCUUAAACGAUACGAAGAAAAUUUUAAUGAAGAUUCAUCUAUACAUAACGUUUUUAGCUGGCUGUUUUUCACAAUGCAAAUUUUUGGUUUUAUGCCUCUACAAGGAAUAUUCAAAAAACAGUUAACCGAAAUACGUUUCUCUUGGAGAUCUUUUAGAGCUCUUUACGCACUGAUAACAUGUAUAGGCCUAUUUUUCAUGACGGCUAUACAACUGAUCAGGUUUUUUAAGUUUAAUAUACAAAUGAUAGAGGUACAGAGAUUUUGGUAUUUUGGAAAAUCAUGGUUUGUUAGUAUGUUUUUUAUUUCCAUUGCUAAAGAUUGGAACAAUUUUUUGAAAAAGUGGAACAAGUUAGAUGAAGCAAUAAUGAAAUUUGGAAAACCGAUUCCUGUCAAACGGAAGCUUUUAUGGCUUCUGGGUUUUUUUGUUACUGUAUUUAUAGGUGAUUACGUAUUGAUUCAGGUUCAAAGAGUCCAAGAAGAUAUUAUAAAAGGUAAUGUGAUAUUAACCUGGGACACGUGGAAUCACUUCCAAAAGAAGAGAAUAUUUCAGUACGUUUAUGUAAUGUUUCCUUAUGAUUUUGUUAGUGGUAUCUGUCUUUUGGCUAGUACUUCAAACUCUCAAACUAGCUUGGAAUAUUAUCACGAAAAAACACCCCCUCAAUCUCCUGAACGAAAGAAACAGAAGAUCGUUCAACUACAAGUACUGUUUUCAGGUACUUUCCUAGAUUUAUUCAUAAUGGGAAUAAGCUUAUGUCUAGCUUCAAGAAUGAGGUUGAUUACAAAAAAAAUACAGCAAGUCGCUACAUGUGAUGGCAUUCCAGAACACGUUUGGAUACAUUUAAGAGAAGGCUACAACGGAUUAGAACUGCUAUGCCAUUACAUUAACUCCAAAAUUGGCUUAGCUAUUUUGAUAUGUUUUAUUGGGAACCUUGGAAUUAUUUUAAUUAACCUAUUUCAUAAUUUGAAAGCGGAUAAAAGCUACAUUCAAAAAAGCUAUUUAUAUUACUCAUUUUUCUUUAUAAUGGCCAAGACGGUAGCAGUUUGCAUUUUUGGUUCAAAAAUUCAUGACGAAAGUCGAAAACCCUUGACGUAUUUGUACGCCAUUAGAGAUUCUGCGUAUAAUGUAGAGAUUAAACGAUUGACACGUCAAAUAGCUAGAGAUACUUUAGCGCUUUCUGGGAUGAAUUUUUUUCAACUACGAAGAAAUAUGUUACUCAAGAUUGCUGGAUCUAUAGUAACCUAUGAAUUGGUGCUUAUUGAAUUCGCUGGAGAUUUCUUGAAAGAACAUCAAAUUGUAAAUAAAACGACAACUCUGUAG
Molecule: messenger RNA, 1332 nt
Organism: Psylliodes chrysocephalus
Lineage: Eukaryota; Metazoa; Arthropoda; Insecta; Coleoptera; Chrysomelidae
Source: the annotation of a GenBank genome assembly